Salvelinus fontinalis (brook trout) is the source of this 2335-nucleotide messenger RNA. RefSeq names its product inositol monophosphatase 2 (gene impa2). The record is from RefSeq and is a predicted model, not a curated record. Lineage: Eukaryota; Metazoa; Chordata; Actinopteri; Salmoniformes; Salmonidae. Gene Ontology annotation, molecular function: inositol monophosphate 1-phosphatase activity. Gene Ontology annotation, biological process: phosphatidylinositol phosphate biosynthetic process; inositol metabolic process; signal transduction. Bases 646 to 1509 code for a protein of 287 amino acids. The transcript is spliced from 8 exons.
AUGCCAGACAUGAUCACGUGGUGCAGUGGUAGUUCCGCUUACCUUUCUCACUGCGGCAUAUCUUUCGUUAUUACUGGAGAAGAAUGCGCCUUGCAUCCUCUUCUGGAUAAAUCGUUGUUACCUGCAAUAUAUUUCAUUCCACGUGCCGAGCUAACUUGAGUUAAAUACGUAAAAUACAAUAUUGUUUAAUCAAUUGUUUUCCUCGCCAAAUGUUAUUUCUUGGAUUUAUUUAUAGGCUACAGGUUGACAAUGGCUGUCAAUAACAUGGAGUUGCUUUUAUUUAGUUCCGAACUGACUGGUCAUGUUUCAUCAGCGUUGACAGGACUAUUUUAGAGAUUUGUUUUGCGCCUAUCAAGGCCCUUCGCAUCCGACGUAGAAUCGUACAUUAUUUACAAAUGUUGUUGUAUCGAAGGUCGGGCAUAUAGGCCGCACAAAUCCACUCAAUAACAGGACAGUGGAGGCGAGAGCACCCGCCUGCAGCACCGAGUAAGUUGACAGAGGACAACGGCCAUUACAGGACCAUACCAGAGACCGUAGCCUACACCGCACGCAAGCCACAUAAUAGGUUAUCAUUUGCUGACUCUUGGAUGUCUAGAAUAAGUUGAUGUAAACGGAAAAAAAAUAGCAUCUGCUCCUCGUUAUAAAAUGGCAACAUCGGAAAGCGACAAGUGCUGGCAGGAGUGCAUGGAUGUUGCUGUAGAAGUUGCAUGUAGAGCUGGCAAGGUAGUACAGGAGGCAGUGAAACAUGAAAAGAGUGUGAGCACGAAGAGCACUCCAACUGACCUGGUGACGGAGGCAGACCAGCAGGUGGAAGAGCUCAUCAUCUCCACCCUCAGGGACAAGUUCCCCUCACACAGCUUCAUUGGAGAGGAGUCGUCUGCAGCUGGGGAGAAAUGCAUCCUCACAGACAGCCCUUCCUGGAUCAUAGACCCUAUCGAUGGGACCUGCAACUUUGUUCACAGUUUCCCCAUGGUUGCAGUUAGCAUUGGUUUCGCUGUAAAGAAAGAGCUUGAGUUUGGAGUGAUCUACCAUUGCUUCGAUGGAACAUUAUACACAGCUAGAAAAGGCCAUGGGGCAUUUUGCAAUGGUGUAAGGAUCCAAGUAUCAAAGGAAAAAGAUGUCUCCAAGGCGCUCAUUUUGACCGAGAUCGGAGCCAAGCGGGACCCAGCAACACUGAACAUUUUCUCAGGGAACAUCAUGAAGUUACUGAGUGCUCCAACUCAUGGGGUGAGGAUCAUCGGCAGCUCCACCCUGGCCCUGUGUCUGAUAGCAACGGGGGCGGCUGAGGCCUACUAUCAGUACGGCCUGCACUGCUGGGACAUCGCCGCCGCAGCUGUCAUCAUCCGAGAGGCCGGGGGGGUCGUCAUAGACACCUCAGGGGGUCCUCUUGACCUCAUGUCCCGAAGAGUGGUCGCUGCAGGAACACACGAGAUGGCCAAUUACAUCGUCCAGCAACUGCAGCCAAUCAGCUACGAGCGGGACGACAGUGACCCAGGUGUGCAACAGUGAAAAUCAACCUCCAUCUUUCUAGUGGAUUCUCCUCCGCCUUUUACCUGAAAUCAUGAAAUCCUACAGCACACUGUCCUGUUCACACCGUCUGCUGUGUACUCCGCAAGACUACUCUUUCUUUCACGAGAUUUAGCUAGAAACACAAUUUUCCUCCUUCAAUAUGCAAACUUGUUACAGUUUAACAUGUGUGUGUAUAUGUAAUAAUAUACACACAGGGACAGUUAUACAUUUUUGACUACAUUUACAGUAGUUAUUACCUAGAUUGUUUGACCGUCUUUGCCAUACGUGGUACCAGACCAUGAUAGAAAUGUAUUCUAGGAAAUUAAAGGAAUAGAUCAGUCAUAUUCCAAAUUGGACCUCAUCCAUCGCAUAUAUCUACAGUAAAAUUCUAGGUAUUCAUUUAUUUCUGAGUCAAAUGUCCCUUUAAUUAUGAUCCACACACUGUUACAUUACGUUAAAACUACUGAAACUCAAUGAAACGGUUUUGUAUGAUUUAUCGCUUAUUUCUUACGGUUUAUACACUGACUGAAGUUUUUAACCGAGUUUAACCUUCUUUUUUUAAACAACUUUUUCUAAAUAUGGUUCCUCAUACAGACAAAGGAAAAUAGAAAAAUGGUGGAAAAUGUAUAAGUGUUUUCAAUGACGUAAUGAAAAUACUGUAGAUGGAGCAGGUUUGUAUGGGAGCUAGAGAUUUGGCUUGUAGUGAUGGUUGUUCAUGUUAUUAAGACCUAAAUCACUGCCAAGGUUAUUUUCAGCACCUUUACUUAUUCAAUAUGUAAUAUUAAAUGAAUAAAUAAACAAUUACAGUAUGUUUUGAUUUUUUCAA